This is a messenger RNA of Cylas formicarius (sweet potato weevil), 2494 nucleotides long. Its product is annotated as probable ATP-dependent RNA helicase DDX10. Gene Ontology annotation, cellular component: nucleus. Lineage: Eukaryota; Metazoa; Arthropoda; Insecta; Coleoptera; Brentidae. The coding region runs from base 119 to 2494 and encodes 791 amino acids. Gene Ontology annotation, biological process: rRNA processing. The record is from RefSeq and is a predicted model, not a curated record. Gene Ontology annotation, molecular function: ATP binding; nucleic acid binding; RNA helicase activity. The transcript is spliced from 7 exons.
UUGUGAUGUUAUUAUCAAUUAUAGAAAGAAGAAGAAUUUUUGACCAUAAACUAUUUUAGGGAGUUUUUGGCGAUUUUGUUAAUUUCUGCGGGCAGCAAUUUAAAAUAAGGAACGGGUCAUGGGAAAAAUAGAAGAAAAAUUUAAACCAAAAAAGAAAGCGAAAGUGAAGGCGUUUUCAAAAAAGCCCAAAGGGUCAGAGAAGUUACUAAUAGAACAGCUGGAGUCCAAAUACCAAACUAUCGACACCACCAAAAUCACCAAGUUCUCGGAGUUGCCGCUAAGUCAAAAAACAUUAAAGGGUCUGAAGGAAUGUAAAUACUUUAAGCUCACAGAUAUUCAAAGGGAAUCCAUUAGUUUGGCACUACAGGGCAAAGAUAUUCUUGGUGCUGCCCAAACUGGCUCUGGAAAGACAUUGGCUUUUCUGAUACCUAUUUUGGAAGUGUUAUUUAUUAAACAGUGGACAAGGCUGGAUGGUGUGGGUGCUGUUGUGAUUACUCCAACCCGGGAACUGGCUUACCAAAUCUUUGAGACAUUGCGGAAGAUUGGACAGCAUCAUGAUUUCUCGGCUGGACUUAUCAUCGGGGGAAAAGACCUGAAAUUUGAACAAAAACGUAUGGACCAGUGCAACAUCGUGAUUUGCACCCCUGGGAGACUUCUUCAGCAUAUGGAUGAAAAUCCCUUGUUUGACUGUGUCAAAAUGCAAAUUUUGGUAUUGGACGAGGCAGAUAGGUGCUUGGAUAUGGGUUUUAAAGCAACAAUGAAUGCAAUUAUUGCAAAUUUGCCAUUAAAGAGGCAGACUCUGCUAUUUUCUGCCACACAAACAAAAUCCGUGAAAGAUCUUGCCCGUUUGAGUUUAAAGGACCCCUCGUAUGUUAGCGUCCACGAGGCAUCGACACCAAAGGAAUUGGCACAAAGUUACAUGGUCUGUGAACUUCAUGAAAAGAUCUCUUUUGUUUGGAGCUUUAUCAAAGCACACUUGAAAAUGAAGAUCAUUAUUUUUUUCUCCACCUGUAAAGAGGUGAAAUACUUCUUUGAGAUAUUCUCCAAGUUAAGGCCGGGCGUGAGUCUUAGCGCACUGUAUGGGACUUUGCAUCAGUUACGCCGAAUGGCCAUAUAUGAGGAUUUCUGUCGUAAAAAAUCGGCAGUCAUGUUUGCCACGGAUUUGGCAUCCCGUGGCCUUGAUUUUCCAGAAGUCCAUUGGGUGGUGCAAGCUGAUUGUCCAGAGGAUGUGGAGACUUACAUUCACAGGGUUGGCAGAACUGCAAGGUACUAUAAAGGCGGUAAAAGUUUGCUUCUUCUUAUGCCUACAGAAUUGAAAAUGUUGGAAUACCUUAGUGAGAAGGGAAUUUCAUUGGAAAAGAAGGAGAUGGAUGUCACCAAGCUAGUAGAUCCCGUGAGGAAAAUGGAAUCCUUUUUAUCGAAUGAUGCUGAAUUGAGAGCUACUGCGCAAAGGGCUUGCCACCACUAUGCACGGGCAAUGUGCUUCAUGAAACUGAAAGACGUGUUUCAACUGCAGAAGUUGGAUCUGGAAAAGUUCGCCCAUAGUUUGGGCCUCAAAGUGGCUCCCCGCAUCAGGUUUUUGGAAAAGAUGAACAAAAAGAAUGGCCAGAAUGGGAAGGAAGCUGUUAGCACCCCAGGUAUGGGCAAUAACAAGAUAUACUUCAAAGAAGAAGAGAUGAACCAGCAGUCUGAUUGUGCUAAUGUCGAGUUAUCCGAACAAAGUGGAAAUUCAGAUGAUGAGAAGGAGCUAAGACUUGAGAAACAUGGAAAUGUUGCAUCCGACUGUCUCUUUGUUGAAGAUGGCACUCUAGAAAUAGUGGCUGAAAAUAAGACAGUGGAUCCACUAACCCAGGAGCAGAUGGUAGAAGCCGCCAUGCCUAGGUCCAAAAAAGAUAAACCUCUCACAAAGGCCGCUAUUGCCAAGAAAGUUUUAAAGCAGAAGAUUGCGGUCAAUAAAAAAAUUGUCUUUGGUGAUGACGGAGAGCCAGUUGGUGAAAAUGUAGGCGUAAAUAAGUCCACGCCCGAAAAUGGUAUCGAGGCACAACUAGGGUUAGCGGUAGAUCAGCUGCUAUUGGCGUUGAAGGAACAUGACAAGACCGACCGACGCGUGCAUCAGGAUAAGGUCAAAGUAAAGCACAAGGAGAAGAAGAAAAAAUUGAAAAAUACCAACAAAAAGGAAGAAGAAGAGUUUGAAGAGAGCGAAGACGAGCACCAACCUGAUCUGUCGUGGUUACCUGAUCUGGAUAAAGUAUAUGGCAAUCAAGCCUCUGAUAAUGAGUCUCUUAAUGACCAUGUAGAGUUGGAACCUAGUAUGGAAGAAGACAUCAAUCAGAGUUCAGAUGAGAAAAGAAAUAAAAUGACUAAGAGAAAAAAUACAGAAUCUAAAUCUGGCCCUAAAAGUAAGAAAGUAAAGAAGAUAAAAGAAUUAAGUAAAGUGCUCGAUGUGAAUGAAACCGAAGAACUAGCACUGAUGCUUCUGAAGUCUAAAGAAUAA